This is a messenger RNA of Aspergillus wentii DTO 134E9, 587 nucleotides long. RefSeq lists its product as uncharacterized. NCBI's taxonomy places the organism in Eukaryota, Fungi, Ascomycota, Eurotiomycetes, Eurotiales, Aspergillaceae. The record is from RefSeq and is a predicted model, not a curated record. Bases 1 to 498 code for a protein of 165 amino acids. The transcript is spliced from 2 exons.
AUGGAUGAUGGUCUGGACUACGUCGAUUUUGCUGUUCAAAGAGCCCUUAAAGUUCAGAAACACCUGUGUAUGAAUACAGACAAAAAUAAUAUUCCCUCUGUACUCACGUUCUUUGACCGCUGUGGGUUCUAUCAAUCCUUGGAUCGAAAAAGGUAUGAAGAUGCGAAAUCAUCUUUUAUAUUCUGUGGCUUGAUAUUUGAGGCCUACAUGCUUGUCAUCCAAAGAGGCGAAGUCAUAGAGCCAGGGACACUCUACUGUUUGGAGCUCUCUUCGCAAGCUGUUGACAGUAUGGUAUCUGUUAUAAAAAACCCAAAUAACAACUCCAAUCUCGGUAAUCUUUGGCUCAAAUUACGGGAGCUGCAACUUGACUUCAAGGUGACGGCUUGCGAGAAGCUCGGGGCAGUAUUCAAUAAGCAGCUUGCCGCCAAGAUCGAAAUGCAAUUAUUCUAUUUGGAAGAUAUUGUAAAGGCGGUUGACAAAUACUACGCGCUGUCUUAGCUAAGGUUAUCUCGCUUCGAACCUGAUUUGCUCAGUUGUUACACCCGUUUCCCAAAGUACAACCGUAUCAGAGGAGAUUGAAGGAGAGG